AUGCUUACCCACAAUAGACACAUUCUGCAAGAAAAAGUCGUACCCAACUUCAUUCCGAAUGACACUCUCCUCGCUGGCGGCGAAGGCGAGCCAGCUGCUGAACAGCAAGGAAGCCCAUCUGCAGCACCUCGAUACUUUACUGAAGAUGGUACCGUGGUACCGAGCAUGAUCUUGGUGACCGGACCAAACUUCUCGGGCAAAAGCGUCUACCUCAAGCAAGUAGCCAUCAUCGUCUUCAUGGCCCAUGUUGGAAGCUUUGUGCCAGCGACAAAAGCGGAGAUAGGCCUUACAGACAAAAUCAUGACACGAGUGGCAACUCGAGAGAGUGUAUCGAGGAAUCAAAGUGCAUUCAUGAUCGACUUGCAGCAGAUAUCGGUGGCACUAAAUCUGGCCACCAACAGGAGCUUGCUGAUCAUCGAUGAGUUUGGCAAGGGUACUGAUUCGCAUGAUGGUGCAGGACUGGCUGCCGGUGUAUUUAACCAUCUGCUCGAAAGAGGAGACCAAUGUCCAAAAGUCAUUAGCGCCACACACUUCCAUGGUACACCUGCAGAGAUCAUCUAUNAGAUAUUCGAGAGCGGCUUCCUACUUCCUCAUGAGCGUCUCGCUUUCGGCCAUUUCGAAGUCCGUGUAGAUCCGCAGUCACAGCAGAUUGAUGAGCAGUUGACCUACCUCUACAAGCAACAAGGACGCAGCAACAACAGUUAUGGCACGGUGUGUGCAGCCUUGAACGGCAUACCGUCAGAGGUCACGAACAGAGCCGAGGAACUCAUUCUUCUUGCUGCUAGAGGAGAAGACCUGGUCGCAGCAUGUGCAAUGAUGUCAGAGAGCGAGAUAAAGGAUCUCGAGGAGGCAGAGGAUGUUGCCAGAGCGUUCUUCGCCAUGCAGAUUUCCGAUGAUCCAAAAGAGUCUUUGAAGGGAUUGCUUGGCAUCAAGUGA
This is a messenger RNA of Aureobasidium vineae, 936 nucleotides long. The record is from the annotation of a GenBank genome assembly. NCBI's taxonomy places the organism in Eukaryota, Fungi, Ascomycota, Dothideomycetes, Dothideales, Saccotheciaceae.